Molecule: messenger RNA, 1836 nt
Organism: Cryptomeria japonica (Japanese cedar)
Lineage: Eukaryota; Viridiplantae; Streptophyta; Pinopsida; Cupressales; Cupressaceae
Product: L-type lectin-domain containing receptor kinase IX.1-like
Exons: 3
Coding region: 1-1836 (611 amino acids)
Biological process (GO): protein phosphorylation
Cellular component (GO): plasma membrane
Molecular function (GO): carbohydrate binding; ATP binding; protein kinase activity
Source: RefSeq, a predicted model, not a curated record
AUGACUAAGCAGUUUCCUGCACGCAGAACUGAAGGAUCAGUUUCCAACAGUAGAGCCAUGGGGCAGUUUGACCAAGUUGGUGGUGGCCCCUUUUACGACUCUAAAUUAACGUUGUUAGCCGGAAAGAAAAAAAAGACCGGUGCUUCUAAUUCUUUCAUUCAUGGGACAGAUGCAGGAGCCAUUGCCUUUAACUUUACUCCCCAGAUCAAUAUGACGGCGAUAGGAGAUGCUUCCAUUUCUCAUAACGAGAUUCGGCUCACCAAGACUCAACUAAACUCUAGCCUGAACUCGAGCCUUGGAUGGGCCUCUGAUAAAAGAGCGAAUGGGGAUGGACUCGCUUUCUUUCUCGCAAAUUCUGGAUUGAACCCUAGUCCGGGAGAAUAUCUUGGCCUCUUUACAAACACAACAAAUGGAAAUACAUCGAAUCAGAUUGUGGCCGUGAAGUUUGUCACAUCCAAGAAAACUGAUAUCGAUUCCAGUGAUGAAAUCGAUUUGGGAAUUGAUGUCAACAGAAUAAAAUCCAAGAAAAAUGUCUCAUUUUAUGGUCUUUCCGGCAAUAGAGGAAAAUGGGACGCAUGGGUGGAUUACGAUGGCACUGUAAGUCUGCUUCAAGUGUUUCUUUCAUUUAAUCCUAAUGGCACUGAUGCUUCUAAACCAGAAAGUCCAAUCUCGUCGAAUUAUAUAAAUCUACGGCAGCAUCUUCCCCAGAACGUCAUAGUUGGCUUUUCGGCGUCCACUGGGAAUGGGCACGCAGUUGAGCUUCACACAGCGCGCGUUUGGAAUUUUUCAUGUCAAUAUUCGUGGGAGAUUCGAGCCAGAGCCCCGGUUCCAGAAACGAGAUCCCCUGGCCCAGCUAACACGCGAAAAGAGAAUUCUUCUGCAAAGAUCAUAUUGAUAUCCGUUUUCCCCUGUUUCAUUGCCAUAUGUGUUUUUCUCUUUUUUGGAAUCAGGUGGUACAAUAGAACAAGAGAAAUUGGGAACAAAGGCGAAGAGAGCGAUGAAGAGUUCAACAGAUCGCUUCGCGAGGCAGCGCAAUCCGCUCUGGAGUUUUCUUACACCGAGCUCUGCGCCGCCACCAACAAUUUCAGCGAUGACAGAAGGAUUGGAGUCGGCGGCUUCGGAUUUGUUUACAGAGGCACUUUGCUUAGCACAAACGAAGCUGUGGCAAUUAAGAGAGUAUCUCCGUCGUCCAAGCAGGGGAAACGUGAGUACCUAACAGAGAUAUGCAUAAACAGUAAGUUUAAUCACCAUAAUCUCGUGAAGUUUCUUGGAUGGUCCCAUCGAAAGGACGACUUGCUUCUGGUUUACGAGUUACUCCCAAAUGGAAGUCUGGACAAGCAUAUUUUUGAAAAUCCGGAAACUCUACUGGAUUGGGAUCGAAGAUACCGCAUAGCCUGUGAUGUUGGUUCUGCUCUGGUUUAUCUAGAUGAGGAUCGCCAUGAGAGCGUUGUGCAUAGAGAUAUCAAAGCGAGCAAUGUGAUGCUGGAUUCAAAUCUAAAAGCGAAGCUGGGUGAUUUUGGCCUUGCCAGAAUGGUGGAACGCGAAAAAGUAGGACACGCGCCAGCGGGUACAAUUGGGUAUAUAGCGCCGGAGUUCGUAACAACAGGAAAGGCCACACGACAAAUAGACGCGUUCAGCUUCGGGGCCCUGAGUCUGGAAAGAGGAGCUGAUUUGCCUCAUGUUCCUCUCAACUUCCCUGUAGCUGUGUAUAGUGACCGUAUUUCUCUGGACGCCCUUUCAUCAUCAUCAUCCUCUUCGAGUUCAACAGAAGUGGGAGGGAGAAUGGAAAUCCCCACUUAUUUCUCUUGUUCAGAACCUCGUUCCGAUUCUGAUUAG